CCCUUCUGCUGGAGAGCAAUGGUUACACAGGUUCCCUUUCUUUUAUCUCGCGAUUUUUUUAAGCCCUGCUGAAUUUGCUAGUAAAUUCUGAAAGUGGAGAGGAGAGAAACAGGAAGUGAGUCUGCUGGGACAGGCAGAAAAGCCUGGUGGAGUGAUCGAAAGUAAAAGAAAACUUCUUCCUGGAGACGUUUCCAGCCCCACCCCCUUCCUCCCCAUCCUCUUUGCCUCGUUCCCAGGGAUUUUUCUGCGGUUGUAAGAACCAGCCUCAGUCAUCGGAAAGUGUGAAGUUAGGCAGUCUAGGGGUCUUGGCACCGGGAGCUUGGCGACGGUGAUGUUGCCAGGACAGGGUGGAGCAGGUGAGUGCCUGGUUCAGAGACGGCUUCCGGACACUACGUUUCUCACUCAAGGGGCAGCUCAGACCUGCCGACUGGAGUCCCCUCUGGGUCCUGCCAGGGCACCAGAUCUCGGAGAGGGACAGUCUCCACAGUCCUAUAUGAGGACUAGGGAAGAACUUACCCACCAGUCCUUGGCCUGAUCCAGCCUGCAGAUCUUUGCCAUUCCGAUAGAUGUGCUGGGCAGGGAAGAGAGGCCUGUGACGCCCGUGCUGCUGUGAAGCUUCCAGGAUUUGCUUCUGGUAACAACUACAUUCUCCUAAUACUUGACCAGCAUGAAUUUCAAUAGAUGUCUCUAUAAUAUUGGGGAACAGCUGGACAGUGAAGACCUGGCCGUCCUCAAGUUCUUGAGCCUGGAAUACAUUCCACAUAGGAAGCAGGAACCCAUCAAGGAUGCCUUGAUGCUCUUCCAGAGGCUCCAAGAAAAGAGAAUGUUGGAGGAAAACAACCUGUCCUUCUUGAAAGAGCUGCUUUUCCGAAUGAAUAGACUGGAUCUGCUGCUCAACCACCUGCACACCAAUGAGGAGGAGAUGGAGAAGGAGCUUCAGAUACCAGGCAGGGCCCAGAUCUCUGCCUACAGGGUCAUGCUUUUUCAGAUUUCAGAAGAUGUGAACAAAUUGGAAUUGAAGCACUUUAAGUUUUUUUUGAGCCAGGAGAUCGCCAAAUGUAAGCUGGAUGAUGACAUGACCCUGCUUGAUAUUUUCAUAGAGAUGGAGAAGAGGGCCAUGCUAGGGGAAAAAAACUUGGACACCCUGAAGAGAAUCUGUGAGCAAAUCAACAAGAGCCUGCUGAAGAAAAUCAAUGCUUAUGAAGAACUAAGCAGAGAGCAGAGAACGAGCCUUGAAAGAAGUCCAGAUGAAUUUUCAAACGAUGUGUCGCAGUUGCUCGAAAGGGGGAGCUCCUUUGAAAUGCUGGCUAUGUCAGACUCUCCAGGAGAACAGGACAGUGAGUCGCAGACAUCGAACACAGUUUACCGAAUGAAAAGCAAGCCUCGGGGAUACUGUCUGAUCUUUAACAAUUAUGAUUUUAGCAUAGCACGGAAGGAUGUGCCCAAACUUCACAGCAUUAAGGAUAGGAAUGGAACAGACUUGGAUGCAGAGGCUUUGAACAAGACGUUUAGUGAGCUUCAUUUUGACGUAGUGCAUUUCAGAGACCACACUGCAAAGAAAAUCUGUGAGGUUCUGAAAUCCUACCAAAGCAUGGACCACAAUAACAAAGACUGCUUCAUCUGCUGCAUCCUCUCCCACGGAGACAAGGGCAUCAUCUACGGCUCCGAUGGGCAGGAAGCCCCCAUCUAUGAGCUGACCUCUUACUUCACUGGUUCAAAUUGCCCUUCCCUUGCUGGCAAACCCAAAAUCUUUUUUAUUCAGGCUUGUCAAGGGGAUAACUACCAGAGAGGUAUAGCUGUUGAGACUGACUCAGAACAGAAGGAAGCCUAUUUAGAAAUGGAUUCAUCAGUUCAGAAGAGAUAUAUCCCGGAUGAGGCUGACUUUCUGCUGGGGAUGGCCACUGUGAACAACUGUGUUUCCUACCGAAGCACGAUGGAGGGGACCUGGUAUAUCCAGUCACUUUGCCAGAGCCUGAGAGAAAGAUGUCCUAGGGGUGAAGAUAUUCUCACCAUCCUCACCAAGGUGAACUUUGAAGUCAACAUUUUGGUGGCCCAUAUGGGGACCAGUGAAGAUCCUCAAUGGCUCUGGGCUGGUGAGCAAACAGGUACUUGCAAGAACUACAUAUUGAGGCUGAAGAGCAUUUUGCAAUAUGGGUUCUGAUUAUCUCUAAAUUUAUAUAUGUAUAGAGGUCUAGAUGGAACACAAGUGAAUCAUGGUGCCAAUUCUUCACAUUAC
Molecule: messenger RNA, 2236 nt
Organism: Hippopotamus amphibius kiboko
Lineage: Eukaryota; Metazoa; Chordata; Mammalia; Artiodactyla; Hippopotamidae
Gene: CASP8
Product: caspase 8
Exons: 13
Coding region: 668-2161 (497 amino acids)
Biological process (GO): apoptotic process; regulation of apoptotic process; proteolysis
Molecular function (GO): protein binding; cysteine-type endopeptidase activity
Source: RefSeq, a predicted model, not a curated record